This is a messenger RNA of Neocloeon triangulifer, 2793 nucleotides long. RefSeq names its product protein pellino (gene Pli). The coding region runs from base 313 to 1677 and encodes 454 amino acids. Gene Ontology annotation, biological process: protein polyubiquitination; regulation of Toll signaling pathway. The transcript has 9 exons. Gene Ontology annotation, molecular function: ubiquitin protein ligase activity. The record is from RefSeq and is a predicted model, not a curated record. Lineage: Eukaryota; Metazoa; Arthropoda; Insecta; Ephemeroptera; Baetidae.
CACCACCGGCAAACUUGCACGGAGCUUGAAGCGGCACUCGCGGCGAAGCAAGAUCUCGGCCGAGUGAAGCCAUUAGUAGGCGCACGACGGGCGAGCAAAAUAUCAACAUUUGUGGUGUCCCGAGGAGAAUCGGCGGCCGACCAGACUCGGCUCAGUGCAGAUCGCUGGACACGGAUAUGUGUGUCACAUCUCCUCAGUCGUGAUCAAUAUGCAGAAUUGCGAUUAGAGAGCGUCGUGUUGUUGUUGUUCGCACCCCCGAUUGGCCGUCGUCCUCCUCUCAAACGAAGAAGAAUAAUGCAAGCGUGGUGAGAUAUGCCGACGUCGCCGCCAGCCGCCGCAGCCGCCUCCUCACCUUCGUCAGGGCCGCACCCUGAGCAGCAGCGCAGCCAGCAGGACGACGCGGGCACGACGGACGCGGCCAAGAAAGCAGCCGGGGUGGCGCUCUACGGCGAACUGGUGAUCCUAGGGUAUAAUGGGUUCCUUCCUCCGGUGGACCGCGGCCGGCGCAGGAGCAAGUUUAUGCUUUUCAAACGACCUGAGCCCAACGGCGUCAAAAGAUCAAAACAUUACGUCGUCAAAACGCCGCACUCGUCGCAGGCAAUCUUGGACAAGGACCAGCAUUCAAUUUCGUACACCUUGUCAAGACACCAAGCCGUCAUCGUCGAAUACAUGCCUGAUGAAGCAACGGACAUGUUCCAGAUCGGACGUUCGUCUGAGCAGCCGAUAGACUUUGUCCUGAUGGACACGAUUCCUGGCGACAAAACCGGCGAGCAACGAGUUAUGCAGAGCACCAUUUCUAGAUUUGCGUGUCGAAUCCUGGCCGAGAGGACGAAUCCGCGCAUCGCCCGAAUUUUCGCCGCCGGCUUCGACUCGUCCAGGAACAUAUUUUUAGGGGAAAGAGCGACCAAGUGGCAAUCGCGGGGCGAAAUCGACGGGCUGACGACGAACGGGGUGCUGAUCAUGCACCCGCGCGGCUCGUUCACCGAGCACUCGCCCGAGGAGGAGGAGGCGAUGGAGUCGGACGGGAGCACGCCGGGCGGGCUGUGGCGCGAGGUGUCCGUCGGCGGGGGCGUGUUCACGCUGCGGGAGUCGCGGUCGGCGCAGCAGAAGGGGCUGCCGGUGGAGAACGAGGACAACGUCCUGCAGGACGGCACCCUGAUCGACCUGUGCGGCGCCACGCUGCUGUGGCGCUCGGCCGAGGGCUUGGCCAACUCGCCGUCCAAGGCCGACCUCGAGAAGAUGGUCGACCAGAUCAACGCGGGCCGCCCCCAGUGCCCCGUCGGCCUCAACACCCUCGUCAUCCCCCGCAACAAGAUUUACCUCGGCUCGGGCAGCACCCAGCCCUACGUCUACAUCAACUGCGGACACGUCCAGGGACACCACGACUGGGACAAGAGCUCCGGCGGCGUCCGCAAGUGUCCGCUCUGCACCAAAGCCGGUCCCGUGGUGAUGUUGUGCAUGGGAAUCGAACCCGCGUUUUACGUCGACCAGGGCCAGCCCACACAUGCCUUUAACCCAUGCGGCCACAUGACUUCUGAGAAAACCGUCAAGUACUGGGCCAACGUGGCCAUCCCGCACGGCACCAACGGUUUCGACGCCGUGUGUCCGUUUUGCGCAAGCCCCCUCGAGGGCAAGCCGGGCUACGUCAAACUCAUAUUCCAAGACAACGUCGACUAGACGGCCUCGAGAGUGCUAUACUAGGCUUAGGAACAUUAUAGCAAGGUAAGCUAUGCAAUCGCAGCAGGACCAAGCUAGUGAGGGGUAGAUUUUUUGCUGAACCAAGAAGUGCAGGUGGUGCCGCCGUUGAAUCAAAGUGUCCGAUCACUGGAUAAUUAAUAACUGUACAUAUGUGACUUGUAUAACUUGUGUGGUGAUGCAACCGGGGUCUGAUUUUUGCGAAAUUUUACUUUUGAUUCUCACUCUCUCUCACUUCCGACGCCGAGUUUUACGUUUUGACGAAAUAACGGCUCAAUAUGCCGGCUACUGUUCCAUGGCAAUCGUGUAUUUAAAGAAGAAAAGAAAACUAAACAAAUUUCUCGCUGUGGCGUUUUUUAAGGUUUUAAAACGCUCGCCAAAACUUGUAGGGAAGCAAUUAAUUUAUUAAAUACUUUUUUCUGUUAUUAUGACGAUGAGGACGAAUUUCUGAUGCUCUUUUUUAUUGGCUUGUUUCAAUCUGUAAUGAGGCUUUCUGUGUACCUCCUCUGCUGUUGAAAUUCUUGUUGCCAUCAAUUUUAUAUAUGUAUAUUUAUUUUAUUAUUCUCCCCCAUUCAAAAGUUCUUGUACGCUUUGAAUGUUGUUUAUACAUAUAUGUACGCUUUUAUUCUGACCGACAUUUUUUAUACCUUAGUUUUUCGAACAAUAAUUUGUACGCAUCAGCUCUUCUAAUUAUAAUCAUUGCCAAUUAAUUCAUUGUAAUCUUACAAUAUGCUGCAUUAUUCCAUCGAUCAAUUACAAAAUGCAAUCCAAUCCCUUGCUAGUCAGAACAAAACUUGUAAUUCCACGUUGCAAUUUUUUUUAUUCAUUGGACACUCAAAUUAUAUUUGACAUUUUAAAUUUAAAAUAAAAAAAUCACUAAUUUACAUUUUGAAAGGAGAAUGCAGACUUUGCCAUGUUCAGAGCUUAUAUUGUCUGGGUUCAAAUAUUGUGAGGAGGCGGGCAAUGAUUAUUUCCAUUCAUUGACUUGAUUGCUAAAUUUCUCUAAUGGCUCAUUGUGCUUUCUUUUUAUAUAAAAUAUUGUAUGAUGACUUAAUUGACAAAUCGCUGAUCUAAAAUAAACAAUGAAACACAAACCAA